AUGACCCAGCUGCCGGGCAGCAGCCAGGGUUUCAGCGAGACGUUUCCAGGCCUCCGAGGCCAUAAAGGAGUCCAAGGAUCAGGGAGACGCAGACGGGAACAAAAAGCCUGGAGCAGCAGCAGCGGCCGUCCAGUCGUCUCCACCUGCAGAGCUGCACCACCGCUCCCUCAGACCACAGAGUUUGAGGACGGCAGCAGGACCCAGAGCAGCUCCAUCGGGGCCCUGCGCUGGACCCUGCCCGAGGAGGACGUCCAGGCCCACAGCUCGGCCCCCAGCAGACACGCCCGCCCCAACAACCUCACCAAGCGCGCACAGCAUCAGCAUCCUCGUCAGAAGGGCCUGAAGGAUCUGCGCAGCCUGCAGGAGUGCGUGUCGUUCGUCCAACACUGGAAAGAGCAAGUUGACCAAGUGUGCAAGGGCGGAUGGGAUGCAGAGGAAGGCCCCAGUAAGAAAGAAGCAAAAAGUUCAGACCCGCGUACCGAGAAAAGUCUGGAGGAGAGCAGGAAACUGAUCCUGGAGUGGGCCGACGAACUCCGUCAUGUCGACAAGCUCCUGACAGAGAGCUCCUGGGCGUCUGAGUGUCAGGAAAAUAAAGAGGACAAGGACGCAAAUGAGGAAGCCCAUGGUAGGAUCAUGGAGUGGGCGAAGGAGCUGCAGAAAGCAACUGAGAGCUGCGGCGUUCAGAGCGAGGACCUGGGCAAAGUGCUGCGUCUGUUGGGCCUGAAGAAGAAGCGGCUGGUCAAGCUGAUGCCUCUGCUGGAGUUCAUCACCUGGUCUCUGCUGAAGGAAGACAGCACGAGGAUGAUUCCACAAGUGUGGUUACUCGCGAAGCAAAAGACCUGGAUAGCAGGAAUUCCAAGAUAUAUCCCCAACUCAGUUUGGAGUUGGAUCUGCAGUGCCUCAGCCGAUGUGAUUCUUGACCCCAUGACCAGCCACCCGUGGCUGCUGGUGUCAGAAGACCAGCGCAUGGUGCAGGAGGGCCACACGCCAUCUGAGCUCCCCGACAACCCCCAGCGCUUCGACAGCUGGCCGUGCGUGCUGGCUUGGGAGGGCUACAGCAGCGGGCGCCACUACUGGGAGGUGGACAUAGCCAACCACGGCUACUGGCGCGUUGGACUGACCACCAGCGUCUCCAAGCGGAAGGGGCGCUUCCCGAUGAACCCCAAGCAGGGCUUCUGGACCCUGUGGCGCAGCACACACGACUUCUACGCCUGCACUAAGCCGGAGACGGCGCUGCCGGUCGGCCUUGUGCCUCAGCGUAUGGGGAUCUACUUAGACUACGAAGAAGGACAGAUCUCCUUCUACAACGCAGAAACAAAGUCCCACAUCUACACCUUCACUGGAACCUUCAGGGAGACGCUGUACCCUCUGUUUGCUCCGCUGGAUGGUCGCACGCUCAUGAGAAUCAUGCCCCCACACGAGAUCUCAAACUGA
Molecule: messenger RNA, 1434 nt
Organism: Limanda limanda (common dab)
Lineage: Eukaryota; Metazoa; Chordata; Actinopteri; Pleuronectiformes; Pleuronectidae
Product: zinc-binding protein A33
Exons: 10
Coding region: 1-1434 (477 amino acids)
Molecular function (GO): protein binding
Source: RefSeq, a predicted model, not a curated record